CCGAGCCAUGGCGAAGAUUCACGUUGUUGUUGUCGUGGUCGUGUUUGUUUUGCUCGUUGUGCAUGCAAAUGGACGUAACGUUCCAGGUGGUGGUAGCGGAGAUGGGGAUGGAAUGGUAGACAUGGCUGUGGCACCGGUAGCGGGUCAGCCGAGCAGCAACGAUGUCGACCAAAAGAAUAUCUAUGGUGGGGUUGGAGGGUUUGCAGGGAUGGGUGGCUACAUUGGAGGAUUGUUUCCACAUCUUGGUGGGGUUGGUGUAAUUGGGAAGUACGGCGGAAUUGGUGGUGGGAUUGGGUUUGGUCACGGUGGCUUUGGAGGCGGAGUUGGCGGCGUUGGCGGCGUAGGUGGUGGAGUUGUGCCAUUUCCUUGAGCAAUGGUUAUGUUAUUAAUGUGUGUGUUUUGUUUGUGUGUUGGUUUAAUUUUCUAAAAUUUGUGGUAAUGUAGAAUCUUUUUUCCCUUAUAUUUGCAUUAUUUUCUGUU
Cucurbita pepo subsp. pepo (vegetable marrow) is the source of this 480-nucleotide messenger RNA. RefSeq lists its product as uncharacterized. The record is from RefSeq and is a predicted model, not a curated record. Lineage: Eukaryota; Viridiplantae; Streptophyta; Magnoliopsida; Cucurbitales; Cucurbitaceae.